This is a messenger RNA of Verticillium dahliae VdLs.17, 2379 nucleotides long. RefSeq names its product alpha-mannosidase. Gene Ontology annotation, biological process: oligosaccharide catabolic process; mannose metabolic process. The record is from RefSeq and is a predicted model, not a curated record. Gene Ontology annotation, cellular component: fungal-type vacuole membrane. The transcript has 11 exons. NCBI's taxonomy places the organism in Eukaryota, Fungi, Ascomycota, Sordariomycetes, Glomerellales, Plectosphaerellaceae. Gene Ontology annotation, molecular function: alpha-mannosidase activity; carbohydrate binding. Bases 1 to 2379 code for a protein of 792 amino acids.
AUGUGCUCUCACGGAACUGACGGCCACGACCACGGCGCGCCGCCGCCGGCCCCCGCCACCACGGCCAGCCGUACCCUCUCAGAGCCCCGGCGCCUGUUAGGAAAAAAAUCACCUCCCUGUACAAGAAGCAACUGGUCAAUUUCUUCACAUGGGACAACGGGAGAAAGUCAACCUGUUGGCAUACGAGAUGGCCUGGAACUCUCCUGUCAUGCGUGGCGCGCUCUACUGACGCGACACACCACACAGGUCGUUGCAUCAUGGCGCCUACUCCAGCGCGCCACACGUCAAACCCUCCGUCUGGGACGCACCCGGCACCACCGCGCCCUAUAUUUCUCGAGGCGACGGCUGACGCCAACACGUUCCACGACACGCAGGCCGGCGAAGCCUUUGGCCCCCCGUGAACGACGCACUGGUUCCGCUGCCAGCUCAAGCUGCCCGAGGCCCUCUGUGACGAUGGCGUCCACGUCGAGCUUCACUGGGACUGCAAUAAUGAGGCGACCGUGUGGACUGCCGACGGCGAGCCGCUUUAGGCCGCCGGACCAGGAUAAGUACUUCAAGCUCCCCAAGGCCGAAGUCGUCGUCGUGAACCUGCCGGCGAGGAUGCUGCACAUGGAUUUCACCAUUAUCAGCGACGCCGCCAUGGAGCUGGCUGAGGAUACGUGUGAGCAGCCCGAGGCGCUUAACGUGGCGGGCAGGAUCCUUGACACGUGCUGGCUCUGGCCGUGGGCCGAGACGAAACGCAAGUGUGACCCGAUGGACCGCUAUCCCGAGCUCAAGCGCAGGCGCAGCAGGUCCUUCAAAUGGUUCAAGGAGAUUUACCCCUACGGCUGGGAGCGCGCCAAGGCCAAGGUCAAGUCUGGACAGUUUCACUCCAUUGGCGGGUCCUGGGUUGAGCAUGACACCACCCUGCCCUGCGGCAAGUCGCUCGUGCGCCAGUUUCUCUACGGCCAGCGCUUUUCGAGGCCGAGUUUGGCUUCCGCUCGACAGCAUUCCAAUCACAAGUCCCUGGAUCAGGACAACACGGCUCUCAUGGCUUUCGGCAAAGGCGACGGCCGUGGUGGCCCGACGUGGCAGCACUUGGAGAGGAUGAGGCGACUCCGAGGGGUAAAAUACCGCAAGGAGGAGCUCGACGAGAUGUGGCAAGGCGUCCUGCUCUGUCAGUUUCACGACUGCCUUCCUGGCACUGCCUUUGAGAUGUGUUACGAUGACUCGGAAAAGGAGACAGGCGUGGUGCUUUUGCAACAAAUAGUCACCGUUCUCGGCGUUGCACGAAUGCUGCCGUCGAUCUCCGAAGUCUCGACCCGCUGCCAUGGCCGCACCUCCUUUGACGACGCCAAGGCUGUCACCGUUGAAGAGAUCACACCUGGCCUUUUCCAACUACAGAACGCUCAUUUGACCGUCACGGUCAAGAACGGAACCAUCACUUCCAUCUACGAUCGCCGAGCCAGGCGAGAGACGUUGGCCGGUAAGGCGAAUCAGUAUGCUGUCUCCGACGACAAGCCGAUCUACUGGCAAGCGUGGGACGCCGAGGUGUACCACUUGGACACGCGUAAAGAGCCGAGCAACUCGAAUACCACGAUCCACGAGGAUAAGGGGCAUCGCGCGAGCGUCGUGACGGAGACGCGCAUCAGCGAGAACAGCUCCAUCAGGACGAUUAUCUCCCUCACAUCUGUCCUCGACGAACAACCAUCUCUCAUCGAGUGCACGGCAGACGUCGAUUGGCACGAGACGAUGAAGUUUCUGAAGGUCGAGUUCCCGGUCAAGAUCAGCAACACCGAGGCCUCGUACGAGACGCAAUACGGUGUCAUCAAGCGGCCGACGCAUUACAACACCUCGUACUUCGAAGUCUGCUGCCACAAGUUUGCCGACCUUUCGGAACACAAGUACGGCAUUUCCAUUCCCAACGACAGCAAAUACGGCUUCUCCACGGUCGGCAACGUCAUGUGUCUCUCCCUGUUAAGAUCACCCAAGGCCCCCGACGGCAACGCCGACAUGGGCCGCCACCGGAUUCGCUGGGCCAUGAUACCGCACCGCGGCGGGCUCGGCGCGCAGACCGUGCGCGCUGCGUUCAACUUUAACAACCCCCUCCGUCUUGUGGCCACUCCCAAGGGCAGGCCGAAUGUACUGCCAAAUGCCCCGAUUGCGCUCACCGGAGACCAUAACCUUGUCUUGGACUGGAUCAAGCGUGGCGAGGAUGACGAAGACGUGUCCCUCGAUGACCUCCCGAAAAGAAAGAGCAAAAGUGUCGUCGUGCGGGUGUACGAUGCCACGAAUAUCCUUGAGGGUGAUCUCGAGGAGGUUACUUCCGAGGGCGGCUCGUUUGAUACUUCGCUGGAGCUUUUCGAGAUUGCGACGCACCGUUUUUUGUUGAAGGACUGA